Messenger RNA from Verticillium dahliae VdLs.17, 813 nucleotides. RefSeq lists its product as uncharacterized. The record is from RefSeq and is a predicted model, not a curated record. NCBI's taxonomy places the organism in Eukaryota, Fungi, Ascomycota, Sordariomycetes, Glomerellales, Plectosphaerellaceae. The transcript has a single exon. The coding region runs from base 1 to 813 and encodes 270 amino acids.
AUGAUACGCGGCUUUCGACCACGAGUGGCCAUUCUGGCCGCGGUCGCCAUUCUCUUCUCUCUCAUCCUCGUUCUACUCGUGCUGCAGGAUCGCGAAACUGGGUAUCUCUACGCCCUGGUUCCUCCCGACCUUGGAAGCCAGCGCCAACAUGGCAACGACUGGGCUGGCGCCGACGCCAACGGCAAUACCGACACGGACGACGUCAACACCACCCAUCCCAUCGACGAGCUCAUCGAAGAGGCCCAGCUGCGUCACCGCCAACUUCUCGGCAAGCAAUCCCUGACCCUGCGCCAGGCCGCCUCACGCUACCGCGAACGCCGCGGCCGUCACCCGCCGCCGGGCUUCGACGUCUGGUUCGCCGCCGCCAUGGCCUCCAAGGCCGUCAUCGUCGAGGAGUUCUUCGACCGCAUACACCACGACAUCAACCCCUUCUGGGCCGUCGACCCCGCCGAGAUGCGCCGCCACGCCGCGCGGCAGGCGUUCAUGAUCCGCGUGCGCGGCGGCAAGACGGCCACGGACACGGAGGGCGAGGAGCCGCCGUACCGCGUGCGGCAGUGGGCCAAGCUCGUCGCCGAGAUGGAGCCGCACAUUCCCGACCUCGACAUGUUCGUCAACGUCAUGGACGAGUCGCGCGUGCUCGUGCCGUGGGACACGAUGCGCGGCUACAUGGCCAAGGAGCAGCAGGGGCGGCGCCUCGUGCCCGUCGACGAGGCCGUGUUUGUAGGAGAGAAAAAAAAUUUUUUUUUUUUUUUUCCCCCCCCUGAAUCACUGCUGCUGGAUCAUGCGACAUUUCAGACGAGUAUACUGGGAUGA